Messenger RNA from Racocetra persica, 241 nucleotides. The record is from the annotation of a GenBank genome assembly. Lineage: Eukaryota; Fungi; Glomeromycota; Glomeromycetes; Diversisporales; Gigasporaceae.
AUGUCCGAAAAAAACUCAUCCAAAGAACGCAUGGACAUAAUUGAUGACCAUGAACGCAUCAAAGAAAUCGCUGAACAAGAUACAAAUCGUGCUCGAAUAAUAGCAUUAGCUGUCAGAGAGGCUUGUUCUAUAGCAAAUGUAGGGCCUGAUCGGCAAGAUUGGGAGUCUGCAUGUCGAAUAAUUUUAGAAAAUAACCUUCUCACAGCCAAAGAAAAAACUACUAUUGUCGCUCUGUUAAUGU